Gigantopelta aegis is the source of this 15434-nucleotide messenger RNA. RefSeq names its product neurobeachin-like. Gene Ontology annotation, cellular component: membrane; cytosol. Gene Ontology annotation, molecular function: protein kinase binding. The coding region runs from base 131 to 8464 and encodes 2777 amino acids. NCBI's taxonomy places the organism in Eukaryota, Metazoa, Mollusca, Gastropoda, Neomphalida, Peltospiridae. Gene Ontology annotation, biological process: intracellular protein localization. The transcript is spliced from 56 exons. The record is from RefSeq and is a predicted model, not a curated record.
CUGGUCGGCGUUGAUGGAAAAAAAAAAAAAAAGAGAAAAAUGUAAUUUUAGUAGUGCAUAUAUGUUUCUAAAAGACUUUUGCUUAUAUUAGCCCAUUUCACCUUCGCAUUGUUGACAUUUGACUGAUAACAUGUCCAGCCAGAACGAGGAAGGGGGAUCAGAGGUGAAAACUGUAAAAGACAUCCUCCUGUCACCUGGAGAAAGUGAACUCAAGUUCGGUCUGUUGAUCGGCCUUCUCAAAGUGAAUCAGGUGUCGAAUAAGGAUGUCGUUGACACUGUCUUAUAUCUGCUUGUUGAUGGCGAGUUUGACAUUGAGAACAAUUUCAUUAUUCAAGAUCCGCAGAACAUUGUGCACAUGCUCAAUCUUCUCCCCAACUGUUCUCCAACACUGCAGGCUGAAAUAUGGAGUGUUUUCACUGCGAUGCUGAAGAAGAGUCGGCGCAAUCUACACGCGUGCACCGAAACCGGACUUAUUGGACGGACUCUGGACUUGCUACAUGACUGCGAUGACAUGAGUGCAGAUCUUCUGAUUGAAAUGCUUGGAGCACUUGUUAGUUACAGCAUUUCAGUAAAAGAACUAAAAUUGCUGUUUGGAUUCCUCAAAGCAAAAGAUGGAAAAUGGCAACGCCAUUCUGUGAAGCUGUUGUCUGUUCUCAGACAGAUGCCCCAGAGACAUGGGCCUGAUGAAUUCUUCAGUUUUCCUGGGAAAAAGGGAUCUCACAUCUCUCUGCCACCAAUCAAGAACUGGCCGUAUCAGAAUGGCUGGACGUUUUCAUGUUGGAUCCGACUUGACCCCGUCACCGGAGUCACUGUGGAGAGAGAGAAGCCAUAUUUAUACUGCUUCCGAACGAGCAAGGGUGUUGGUUACUCCGCUCACUUCGUUGGAGAAGCUCUGGUCAUCACCUCCAUGAAGGUCAAGGGGAAAGGCUUUCAAAACUGUGUCACCUACGAGUUUCAGCCCAGAAGGUGGUACAUGAUUACAAUAAGCCAUGUCUACAACCGAUGGAGCAGGUCUGAGGUUCGUGUGUUUGUUGAUGGCCAGCUGACGUCAUCCACUGACAUGUCCUGGCUCGUCAGUACCAGUGAUCCAUUUGACAAGUGUUACCUGGGUUCGAGCACGGACGGUGAUGUGGAUCACAUGUUCUGUGGUCAGAUGUCCACAGUGUACCUGUUUAGUGAGGCUCUCCUGCCACACCAGGUGGCCGCCAUGCACCAGCUCGGACCUGGAUACAAGAGCCAGUUCAGGUUUGAGAACGAAAACGUCACCUCAAUGUCGGAUGCCAACAAACGGCAGGUGCUGUACGAUGGCAAGUUGACCAACUCCAUCGUGUUUAUGUACAACCCGAUCGCCUGUGACAGCCAGCUGUGUCUCGAGUCGUCACCAAAAGGAAACACGUCCUAUUUUCUACAUUCCCCCCAUGCCCUGAUGACACAGGAUGUCAAGGCAGUGAUUACACAUUCCAUUCAUAGUGUUCUGCAUUCACUCGGUGGUAUCCAGAUUUUAUUCCCGUUGUUUGGUCAGCUUGAUUUACCAGUGCAGAAAGGGCCAAAUGAAGAGAGUGCUGUGGAUUAUACGACUUGUUCGUCACUGAUGGGACUUUUGUGUGAUCUGAUAGAAAGUUCUGUGACCAUACAACAACAGUUACUGCAGAACAAGGGUUUUCUUGUCAUUAGUUACCUCUUGGAAAAGUCCAACAAAGACCACAUCACCCCAUCGGUUCUGGAAGCAUUUCUCAAGCUGACUAAGUACCUGGUUCAGCUGCCUACGGGUGGAGCUCUUCUCAAGCACCUGUUUGACUACAUACUCUUCAACCCAGGGCUGUGGGUUCACACGUCCGUCGAGGUCCAGACGAAACUGUACUGCUACCUGGCCACUGAGUUCAUCAAUGAUGCUCAGAUCUACAACAACAUUCGGCGCGUCAGCGCUGUCUUACAGACGAUGCACUCUCUGAAAUUCUACUACUGGGUGGUCGACCCUCAGAAUAGAAGUGGGAUCACCCCAAAGGGCAAAGAUGGUCCACGUCCCACUCGCGAUGAGAUUGUCAAACUGAGGUCGUUCAUGUUGUUGUAUGUGAAGGAGCUCAUCAUCAAAGGGCAGGGAAUCCUGGAUGACGAGCUACAGAGCAUGCUCAACUAUCUCACCACACUUCAUGAGGAUGAUAACACGAUUGACGUGCUGGAGCUGCUGGUCCACCUGAUGGCAGAACACCCGGCCUCCAUGGUACCUUCGUUUGACAAGAAGCAAGGCAUCAGAACUGUCUUCAAGUUGUUGGCGUCGGCAAAUGAGGAUCUGAGAUUGCAUACUUUGAAGCUGAUGGGCUACUUUCUUAUGAGAAGCACGCACAAACGAAAACAAGAUGCAGUGGCACCGCAUAACCUUUUCACACUGCUUGGAGAAAGGCUGAUGUUAAAUACAAACCAUAUUACAAUGGCCACAUACAAUGUUCUCUUUGAGCUGUUAACGGAAAGGCUUUCAAUGGAUAUUUUGAGGAAAAAACGAGCGGAGCCGGAAUCACAUUACAAAAUUGAAAAUUCAGCUGUCCUGAAAGUUGUGGCAACAAUGAUACGUCAGUCAAAGCAGACUCAGGAAGUUAAGGAUGUGAAGAGAAUAUUCCUGUCGGAUCUCACCAUUCUUUGCAAUAAUAACAAGGACAACAGAAGAACUGUGCUCCAGAUGUCCGUGUGGCAGGACUGGCUGUUUUCUCUCGCCUACAUCUACCCGAAGAACGGGGAGGAAGAGAAGAUCACCGAGAUGGUGAUGGCGUUGUUCCGCAUGUUGCUGCACCACGCCAUCAAGUUUGAGUACGGCGGCUGGCGGGUCUGGAUCGACACACUGGCCAUUCUACAUUCCAAGGUUGCCUACGAAGACUUCAAGCUGCAUAUGUCGAGGAUGUACAAACAGUACGAACAACAGCGGGCUGAUGAUGUUACCGACCCCCACGAAAGACGACAACUACCCAUCAGCACCAUUUCUGGUAUAUCCGACUCACAGAUCGAUAAAAAAUCAGUGCCAAAGUCAACCGUACAGAUAUCAGAAAUAACCAAGGCUGAAACCAACACAACUAACAGCACUCACUCAGAGGAUUCGGAAACCAAGAGUUCUGAUUUGAAGAAAACAAUAGACAAAGAAGAUAAAGGAGGUGGUGAAGGUGAUGCCGAAAAGCCAGAUCACGUAGAAAAUGGGGAUAAGACUGAUGCAGAGAAGCAAGUAUGUGAUAACGGAAAUGUGAGUUCUGUAAUGGACAAGUUACGAGAGCAGUAUCCAGGAGAGGUCGUGGAUGUGUUGCGAGACAUUCUGGAUGAGGUAGUAGACAGUGUAGAAUCCGCCAUGUCAAAUGACGAUGGUGCGGAACAUGAACAACCUGCUCAAAAGACACACAACUCCGAAGAAGCAUCUAGUACGGACCAGGAGAAAAAGGCUCAAGAAGCACCGCCUACUCCGUCAGCCAAUGCUGGGACAGUCGGUGGGUCACACGCUGACAAAAGUCAUCCGUUGAACUCCACUAAAUCUGCAUCGGGUGGCGGCAAGCCAGGCGAAGAAAACCGAAAAGGUCGUACAAUAUUCAGCCCUGGUCCUAGGGCUCCACCGUUCAGAAUCCCAGAGUUCCGCUGGUCGUAUCUACAUCAGAGGUUGUUGUCAGAUCUGUUGUUUGCUGUGGAAACUGAUAUACAAGUGUGGAAAAGUCACAGCACGAAGAAUGUGAUAGACUUUGUGAAUGCUGCUGAGAACCACGUGUAUGUGGUGAAUGUCACUCACAUGAUCUCUCAGCUGGCUGACAACCUCAUCAUGUCGUGUGGGGGUCUCCUGCCGCUCCUCGCUGCCGCAACGUCGCCAAACGGUGAAAUUGAGAUUCUGGAGCCGAACCAAGGCCUGAGUAUCGAGCAGGCUGUUUCUAUCCUGCAGCGCAUCAUGUUCAUGACGGACAUCCUCGUAUUUGCCAGCUCGACUAAUUUUGCCGAGUUGGAGACCGAGAAGAACAUGCCAGCAGGAGGAAUUCUCCGACAAUGUCUGAGACUUGUUUGUACAUCAGCUGUGCGGAACUGCUUGGAAUGCAGACACAGAUAUGCUCCACGCACUCCGACAGAGUUGACUCCAGGAACAUCAGGAAGCAGCAUCAAUGGUGUAGACCCCAUUCAAUCUCUAAUAGGUGGAUCACACCCAUCAGCUAAGAACAUUGUUGAAAAUCUUUCUGGCCAAGUGUCACCCAUCAAAGAUCCGGAGAAACUGUUGCAGGAAAUGGAUGUGAAUCGUCUGAGAGCGGUUGUUUAUCGAGAUGUGGAGGAAACGAAACAAGCUCAGUUCCUAGCUUUGGCCAUUGUUUACUUUGCCUCUGUGUUGAUGGUUUCCAAGUACCGUGACAUUCUCGAGCCUCCGAGUCCUGCUGCCACGCCCACCCGGUCCGUCAUCAACUCGCCGUCAGACCAGGACCAAUCUGAUGAAUCGUCAACAGAACUAAGUGAGGAACCUGUUAAGAAUGUAAGGAGUGCUGCAGCUGUAGGGAACGGCAAUGAUGCUGCAGUUGACAGCAGCAGUGAUGAAGCGGUUGCUGAUGAGGUGGAAGUGGAGGCCGAGGUUCACAGUCCCUCAGUAGGGCAAGCUAAAGAAGAAUCUGGUUCCCAAGAGGAAUCGCAGGCUGACGAGAGCAGUGAGAAGUCUGGAGAAGUAAGUGAGGAAACUGCGAAUGACAGUGUUGAAACGUCAGAUGAAAGUAAACCAGACGAGCAAGCCUCGGAGGCAACCAAUCACAUCAAAGAAGACCAGGAUGUCAGCACUGAGGAAGAAGUGAAGUUGAAGGAGAAGGAAGAAGAGGAAAACAAAGAAUCUGCCUCACAGGAAGCAAAGACAGAGGACAGUACGAAAUCUUCUGCCGAUUCCAGUGAAAACAAAGUUGACGUCAACAUCAAGGAAGAUACCACAGCAGGAGAGGUUUCCACAGAUCAGGUUAAGCUGGAAGAGUCCAAACUCCAGGAAGUGGACCUGAACUCCCCAGUAGCGGAAGGCAAGGUGGGUGUUGUUCCCGAGCAGCGUGCAGACCCCAUGAGUAACGGAGAGCAUAUAGACAUCGGCAGCAGCAGUCUGCCCAUCUCGUCCAUCAGUGUCGCCAAUCCUGGUCCCCACGGAGACCAUGUCUCCACAACUCAAGACCUGGAGCUGAACCACAAGAUCCCCAGUCCCCUGAACCUGAUGCCCCUCCCUGGAGGAGAUGGGGGAUCACUGACUGAGCGGUUGGAGAGAGCCUUAGGGUCGGUGUCACCAUUGCUGAGAGAGGUCUUUGUGGAUUUUGCACCAUUCUUGUCCAAAACCUUGAUUGGUUCACACGGACAAGAACUGUUAAUAGGUGGCCUUGUUACCCUGAAACAAAGCACGUCAGUGGUGGAGCUGGUCAUGUUGCUGUGUUCACAGGAGUGGCAGAACUCCCUACAGAAACAUGCUGGACUCGCGUUCAUUGAACUCGUCAACGAGGGCCGAUUACUGGCUCAUGCGACUCGGGAUCACAUUGUGAGAGUGGCCAACGAAGCAGAGUUUAUUCUCAAUAGGAUGAGGGCUGAAGAUGUUCAGAAACAUGCAGAAUUUGAGUCUAUAUGUGCUCAGACCCAUGUGGACCAAAAGGAAGAAGAAAAGAUUUGUGAUCAUCUGAUAACAUCUGCCAAACGUCGUGACCAUUCACUGGCUGUUAAGCUAAGAGACAAAAUUAUCAACAUCUUGACCAAUCGCCAUGGAGCUUGGGGCGAUGUCAAUCAAAUGAGACGUGAAUUCUGGAAACUGGAUGUGUGGGAGGAUGAUUCGAGGAGAAGACGAAGGAUGGUGAGAAAUGCGCUGGGUUCGGCUCAUCCAGAGGCCACUCUGAAAGCAGCACUAGAACACGGAGCUACAGAAGAUGCCAUUAACCAGGCCCGCGAUGCCGUCCAUGCUCACCUGGCGUCCAUCAAGAGAUCACAGAAGGAAAUCACCGACUACACUGAUGAUGAACUCCUCAUGGAGGAGAAAGAGUUUGAUCAGGAGUUCUCAGGUCCAGUUGCCUUGUCCACUCCCUGUAAGCUGAUAGCUCCGGGAGUCGCAGUCAAUGGAAUUAUGUCCAUCACCAAGUCAGAGCUGUACUUCGAGAUGGAUGAAGAUGAACCAGAAAACAAGAAAAUUUGCCAAAAGGUGUUGGCUUAUGUGGAAUACCUUCAUGGCAAGUGGAACUUCAGUGAGAUACGGGCCAUCUUCUCCCGUAGAUACUUACUACAAAAUGUUGCCAUAGAAAUUUUCAUGUCCAAUAGAACUGCUGUGAUGUUUGCCUUUCCUGACCAUGCAGCCGUAAAGAAAGUGAUAAAUUCUUUACCGCGAGUUGGAGUUGGAAUUAAAUAUGGAAUGCAACAGGCUAGACGGAUGUCACAAGCUUCUGGAAAACAGCUGUACAAGUUGUCUAACAUGACACAGAAGUGGCAGAGGAGAGACAUAUCCAACUUUGACUACAUAAUGUAUCUGAACACCAUAGCUGGACGAACGUACAAUGACCUGAACCAGUACCCAGUGUUUCCGUGGGUGCUUGUCAACUACGACUCUGAGGAGCUUGACCUCAGCAUGGCCACAAACUACAGAGAUCUCUCCAAGCCGAUUGGAGCACUGAACGAAACGAGAAAAUCCUAUUUUGAAGAGCGGUACAACACCUGGGAACAUGAACAGAUUCCUCCUUUCCACUACGGAACUCAUUACUCAACCGCAGCCUUCACACUCAACUGGCUUAUACGAGUGGAGCCAUUUACAACAAUGUUUCUGAAUAUGCAAGAAGGAAAGUUUGAUCAUCCCAACCGGAUAUUCUCAUCGAUUGGGCAAUCAUGGAAGAACUGUCAGCGAGACACAUCUGAUGUCAAGGAGUUGAUCCCUGAAUUUUACACACUACCUGAGAUGUUGUCUAACAGCAACAGCUACACGUUUGGCAAGCAGGAAGAUGGUUACGUUGUGGAUGAUGUCCAGUUGCCACCAUGGGCCAAGUCACCGGAAGAUUUUGUUAGAAUACUCAGAAUGGCUUUGGAGUCAGAGUUUGUGUCAUGUCAGCUACACCACUGGAUUGACCUGAUUUUUGGAUACAAACAGAGAGGUCCCGAAGCAGUGCGAGCGACUAAUGUGUUUUACUAUCUGACUUACGAGGGCAGCGUCAACCUGGAGGCAAUGUCAGACCCAGUCAUGGCAGAGGCCAUUAAGAGCCAGAUAUGCAGUUUUGGUCAAACACCGACACAACUGUUGACCGAACCACACCCACCCCGCAGCUCUGUGAUGCACCUUCUAACAGAAAAGAUUCAGGAUCGUAAGAAUAGAAGUAUACUUAAAAAGAGUCCAAUGAUGUUCUCGCAAGUGCAAGACGAUGUGUGCAUGAUAAUGAAGUUUCUGUCCAACUCACCUGUGACUCACGUGAGCGCCAACACUCACCCUGCGUCCACGCUACCCGCCGUCAUCACCAUCACCUGCAAUCACAACUUCGCCAUCAACCGCUGGAACAACAACUACCAGCCACAGAGUGGCAGUACAAGUUUUUCAUCUGAAAAACAAGACCCACAAAACCAACCUCAGUUGCCACUAGCCAUGGAUCAGUUGCUAGUGAUGAACACUGGCCUGCAGCGCCGAUCUCUGGGAGAUAACUUCGACCAGCGGCUCACGGUUUCACAUUCCAGCUUUGUUGUAACAACAGACAACAAGUUCAUCUUUGCCUGUGGAUUCUGGGACAAAAGCUUUCGCUUGUUUCUUGCUGAUUCUGCAAAGAUUCUUCAGGUGGUAUUUGGCCAUUUUGAUGUUGUCACAUGCAUAGCGCGGUCUGAAUCCAAUGUUAACCAAGACUGUUACGUUGUGACUGGAGCCAAGGACUGCACGGUCAUGGUGUGGAUGUUCAACUCUAAAAUGCAGGCAGUCAUUGGCGACAAUGGAAGUGUAGACAACCCCACCCCUAAGUCCAACCUGACUGGUCAUCAGACGGAGGUCACCUGUGUUGCUGUCCUUGCAGAACUAGGACUUGUUCUUAGUGGAUCUAAAGACGGUCCGUGUCUUGUGCACACCCUGGGUGGAGAUCUCCUGCGAUCCCUGGAGCCCCCCGACUCGUGCUGCACCCCGUGUACCAUCCUCAUCUGUCGGGAGGCGUUCAUAAUAGUCCUCUAUGACCAGACUCGUGUGUGCAAUUUCAGCGUCAACGGCAAACUGCUCCGGUUCAUGGACCACAAAGACAACAUUCAGGCUAUGAUAAUGAGUCGAGACGGACAGUACUUGAUGUUGGGUGGAGACCCAGGCAUUGUGGAGGUGUGGCGAACUCAUGACUUCACUCUCCUGUACACAUACCCAACCUGUGACAGCAGCAUCCGAACCCUGGCUCUCACUCACGAUCACAAGUUCCUAAUUGCAGGACUGGCCACAGGCUGUUUGUUAGUGUUUAACAUAGACUUCAACAAGUGGCACCAUGAAUAUCAGGACCGGUACAAACAUUCCAGCUAGUCGCCCACAGCGCCAGUCUACUCGGCCAUUCACUGCACAGUCACCACAGGGUAUUACUGUCAUCAAUCUGUUGACUGAUAACUACUACAUCACCAAGAGACAACAUCUUUCUGAGACUCGGCCAGCUACUGCAUCACCGUGUGAUAUUUUUUGUUUUAAAGAUAGGAUAUUAUCUGGUGGACAAGGAUCAGUUGUAACCACUGACGACAUUCAGUAAAACUGGUUUUCUAGUCCUGCUGGAUAUGAGUGUUACUGUCUAUUGUUAAAGACUUAGAUUGGAAGUAAUAAUAUGUACAGAAGUUGGUGGUAAAAUUCUUAGGUUAGAGAUAUAAAGCUGAAGUUGUAACAGUUUCAAAACACGUGUGGAAUGAUCUGCAUAUGCUUAUAGAUUAGAGCUCUGUUUUUACUUAAUAAGUACACAUAAAUAUAAAUUGUGUUUAAAGAAAUGUUAUUUUACUUCAAGUACAGGGGCCUGUUUUAUUAAGCGAUCUUAGUGCUAAAAUCACCUUAAGUGCAUAAGGUAGUUAUGUACUUUAGGCUAUCUUAGUGCUAAGAUCGAUUAGUAAAACUGGGUCCAGGUCUAUAUUCACAAUUGAAUACGUUUUGAUUGAGAAAGCUGAUAUUCAUAUGUUUAGAAUUCUGGGGCCUAAUUCACUAAACUCUCGCAACUUUGCGAUCUCACAGUGCAAUGCUAAAAGACUUGCAAAGAGGAUGCUUUGUUGUCUAGCAGAGCCUAAGAGACCUUUGUGAAUUCGGCCCCUGGUUGUUAGCAAGAUGGCCUGAUUAGAAUUUUUCCACAGACAGGACAAAAUAAAGGACUGAAUCAGAUGUGUUUGGCUUCAUGUUAGGUUCUUGCAUUUAGCUCCAUUUCUUACAAACAAUAAGUCCCAGAUUAAUUCAGUAGUAGUAUACGUGUGGAUGUUCCAUCUGGAACCUUGUCAACUGCCCCAUCCCUCCCCCAAAAAACACAAACAUUUUUUAUUAAUUUUUUUUAUUUAUUAAAUAAAACUAGAUUAGUUUUGAAUAUUAGAUCAAUAAAUCCCAUCUAUAUGAUGAUUUAAUUUACAGAGGGAUAAAAGGGAGCCAUGGUGAUUUGUAUUGGCCAAUCAACUUCCACUAAACAUGUUAAUGGUUUAGAAGAGGUUUAAUUCUGCACUGUGUUUCAAGCACAUUUGUUUAAAACCAGGCAAUAAAUGUCAUAACAAAUGAAAGCAUUAUACAAUCUUAUUGAAAUUUUGAAGUGUUGGCAUUGGCUAAAUUAAAAUGUUAGCUGGUUUGAAUAAAAGUUUAUUUAGACCACGGUAUUAAUUAUAAGUAAAUUAUCUUCAUCUUACCACAAGAAAUUCAGUUUACACUGCAUGCCUCUGUUUUAAACUACCUUUUGACUCCUAUUCAAUAAAAUUAUCCCACAAGAAAUUCAGUUUACACUGCAUGCCUCUGUUUUAAACUGUACCUUUUGACUCCUAUUCAAUAAAAUUAUCCCACAAGAAAUUCAAUUGACACUGCAUGCCUCUGUUUUAAACUACCUUUUGACUCCUAUUCAAUAAAAUUAUCCAUAAAUUGUAAUACGAACUCUCUGCAUGCCUCUGUUUUAAACUCUACCUUUUAACUCCUAUUCAAUAAAAUUAUCCGUAAAUUGUAAUACGAAAUCUCUGAUUUGUGGCUAGUUUUCUGUAAAUUGGACUUUGGUUAAGUUUUUCAAGAGAUUAUCUUUUUUUUAUUUCUUUUUUUUUUAAAUGUUUUUGUUUUCUUAGUUGUUUCAUGUUGUAGCAACUAUGAAUAGUUUGUGUAAAAAGAUAGCAACUAUUUGUUAUUUAUAGUGUUUCAUGUUCACUAUUUUUACUUUCGGAGUUAAACUUUGUGCCAACUACCUGGCCUGUUUAGUAUUAUUAAUUAAAUCAUCAUUCACAAAGAGAUAUUAUUAUAAUGUUUUGGGUUUUUUGUUAAAUGUCACCAAAUACAUGUUGUGAGAAAUUGAUAAAUGAAACUUUUUACAUAUCAAGUUUGAUGAAAAUCCGUCCAUCAGUUCCAUGAUGAGAAUUUGUACCAGAGUACGUACUUAUAAUGUUCACGGUGUUGACUCUAGUUAACAUGAAAGAGUAAUCCAGAGUCCACUUGAAAAGCAUUGGACCUGGUAUAUAUACCUGUUUUAGUCCACAGUAGAUCAGUAAUAUGUUAGAUGUACGUGUACUGAGAAUCUUUACUGUUAUAUAUGUCUUUAUAACUGUCAUGUAAUGUUAUCUCUUCUUUUUUUCUUCUUCUGUUUUUCAUGUGUUAAUUUAUAACAUGUUAGUUACAUGUGUUAAUUUAGUAUCUUUGUUUGAUAUUAUCAUUUUAAUUAGCAAAGUGACAUAUUUCAUUGAAUUAUAUUAUUUAGGUAAGCUUUUUUUGUUUUAAUUUACAAAUUUACUAGAGAUAAAAAUUAGCUUGUCAUCUUGAAUUAUUUCCAAACAAAAGACCAUCAGACAGUGUAUGAAUAAUUAGGACAAUAAAAAAGCUAUUUUAUUACAAGCUUAUCAAUAAAAAUGUUUUUAAAAAUGUAUAAUACAUUUCUUUCCCAACAUUUAUACUGUGUAUGGAUAAUUAGGACCACAAUAAAGCCCUUUUAUUGCAUAGUUAUCAUUAGAAAUAUAAAAAAAGUUUAAAUGUCUAAUAGUUUUUCUCCCAGUAUUUAUACUGUGAGAAAUAUUACUACAAAAUCAUUGUGUAUUGUUCAUUUCAUAAUGAUGGUGUAAUUAGUAUGAUUAAAAUUGUGUUACAUCAGGUGAAAACUGUUAUAGUUAGUAUACCAACUGAUAGACAUCACAAAAUAUCACAGGACCACAGUCCCACCAAACAAAAGAUUAUAUAUAAUACCUUGGUAAAAUGGCGAUAUCUUUUAGUUGAUAUUCUCAAUAUUUUGCUAUCAAUUUAUCUAAGUAAGACCUAAAAUCUAAAAGCUAUGUUCGAUAGUUACUGUUGCUUGUGUAUACCGCUAAUACAGCACACCUCACCAUGAAGAAAAUUGAGGGGAGUGAUUACUUUUUCACCUAACUUAAAUCAUGGGAAGUCAUUUAAGAUAUUGCCAUAUUGAUACCAUAUAAAUUAACAUGCUUCGGUAAGCUAAUGAUUGCUCUUCUUGAACUAGUCUCAGGUGAGUGAUGGUGAGUGAGAGUGAUAGCUCCCCUUAAACGACAAGGUCUAAUACAUCAUUGUCAUAGUUUUAAUAUCUUUCCUAAUACAUUACCAGAUGCCGCUAAAGAGUCUGUGUAUUAUUAUUAUUUCAUUAUAGUUCUUAAUAGUGUAAGAUGCAGAGUAACAUAGCUAGAUCAUUUGAUCUUCGCUAGUAGAUGUAAAUAAGGUUGUUUUUGAAUGUUUCAAAUAAAACUUGUAAAGUACCAUAUGCAAUCUGUGAGUUUCAUUUCAAGUGUGUUAAAUGUUGUUAUUUAUAUAACAUAUUAAAAGCCAACCAAGAUGAAAACAGAUAUGUUAUUAUGAGUACAUGUGUGAGGAUGUAUUAGUCGUGUUAAAACAUGUACAUAGAGGCAAACUAUUUCAUGGUUGUGAUCAUAAUAGACUAACAACAAAAACUAAUGAGUUAAAAAUGACUUUUUGCAUGGUUUUCCAUUUUAUGUUUGGGUAACACACUUCUCCACUGAAACUGCCGGUAUAAUCGUAAGACUAAAAGCAACUUUUCCUGCCUUUUAAUUUUGGAAAGUUAAACCAACACAAAAUACAUUUGUGUUUGUUUUCACUUUUUACAUGCAAAUUGUAUGUUAAUAUAAAGAAAAAAAGGAAGAAAUGUUUAUGUAACAAAUAUAGUCCAUACACAAAUUCUUGUUUAUAAGUGGGAAUGGUAUCAUAAAAUAUUAAUCAAAUAUAGCAAUAAUGCACAAGUGUUUGCUGUUGUUUUGUUUUGGAAGGUUUUUUCUGUUCGUAAAUAUUUGCUAUUUAUCACUAAUUAUAUCGUGAAAACGUUUUUGCUAUUAAAUAUGUUGUGUGCUAUUUUGGUAUUAUGUUGUGUUGCUGGUGUUAGUAUGUUUUUCUAAUUUGUUUUGUUUGAUUUGUUCUGUUAUUAACAUUAUCUUAGUAUUUGACUUUAUACAGUUAUGAUAAUAUAUAAUUACCACACAUUCCUUUCAAAUUACUACCUGCUCUUCUCUGUACAUUUACCGAGUUAAUGAAAUGGGUUGAAAUUUUCUAGUUAUGCUGUAUACUAGUAUUAUGUUUAGUUAUUUUGUCUGGUAUACAUUAUGCUUAUUAUUAUUAAUUCUUAUAUUUACACCUAAAGAGAUUGUGAAUAGGUAUUUAUAAGUUUGUGUGCAUAUUUUUAUUUUUUAAAUAUAAUUCAUUAUUAUUGUAUUAUUUCAAAGAAGUUAUAGUAGGAUAAAUGUGUGUGAUCUGCCGUUUGUAUAAAACCCGAUCUAUAUUUUAAACAUGUUUCAAAAUGCAAUCUACGUGACCAGUUUCAUUUCUUAAAUUUUAUUAUUUUGUGUCUGCUUCCCCAAUAAUAAUUCAUGAUCUUGGGAUAUAUAUUACUUACCAUGGAAUUUAAGCAAUUUUUACUGAAGUCCGAAAUGUGAUGUGUUUAUUGAUCACACUCUGCUUUAUUUUUUCACUUUUCUAACAUUCCAUCAGAAACUAACGUGUAUUGUUAUUAUUAUUAAUAAUAUGUUUUCGAUACUAAUUUGAAAUCACUGUUAGUUUGUUGUUACAAAACCGUUCUUUGAUAAAUUUAGCAGUUUUCAAUGAAAUUUGUUACUCUUUGAUGUUGUUAAUAGUAUUUAUUACCAGAAAUUGUUUAUAUGUAACAACAUCCAGUAAUAUAUAUAUAUAUAUAUAUAUAACCAGAAUAUAGAUAUAGUUUUAUUUGUUUAUACUAUAGGUUUAAUUUGUGCAAAAUUGGUUGAUCAGUUUGUGCGCCAAAAUGUUGUCAGUGUAUUAAAAAAAAGUCCUGUUUUAUGUAAUAUUUGUUUCUCUUUAUCAUUUGAAACUUUCAGUGUGAUAACAGUGAGAGCACUACCAAACAUGUAAAAUGUACCAGCCAUAUAUUAAUAAUGUAGCAGAUACUCAACACUGUUAUAAUCAUUUAAUCUUUAAUAAUGGAGAGUGAUGGUGAAUUUUAAAAAAUAGUCAUCAAUUUGUUGGUAACAAUAAUGUUUGCUGUUCUUGGUGCAUUAAUGUUAUAAAACUAAUUAGCAAUAGUUUAUAAAUAUUUGUUGAAAUAUAUUUAUAAAUUGUGUGUUUUCUUGCUGUUAGCCAUUAUUUCACACAAAUUAUUUGGUUUGUAAUAAUUUAAUGUUUUAUUAUUUAUAAAGUAUUCUUAACUUGGCUUGCAACUUACUAAUGCUGUUUUAUGUGGCAUGUUGACUACAGUCGAACAGUGAAACAGUUAACAAAAAUGCUGACAGAUAUAGCCUUUAUGUAUAAACAGGUAUUAUUUAUUUAGAGGUAAGAGAUACAUUUGUGUACAGAAGGGUUAUAAAGGAACUAACGCCUGGUUUUACUAAUGUAUACUUCACAAUAUAUUACCUUUCAGAAUACCCAUUAUAUCACCACUGCAACUGUCAUGUGAUUCCUAAUUGCGGAAGUAAAAUGUUUAUACCUUUAUUUGACACAGUUAAGAAGCCUGUCAGCCUAGUUUAAUAAAUAAUAAGUCAGGCAGUUAUCAUGUCAUUGCGUGUGGUAGAGCGGUUUUAUACUUUUUGAAUUAUUCAUGCAUCUAUUAUUUUGUCGAGGGAACUUUUCUCUGAACAAAUGUUUCUGAGUAAUAUCUGCGUUAUGGUUAUACUUGCAUCUUAAACAGAAUUAUGAGCAUGGAGAUAUUUGACAUUACUUAAAUUCCCAUUGCUCCAUGGGAGAAUGAAAGAUUUUGACACAAUUCUUUUUUUCACAUUUAAUUCUUUAUUGAAGGGAAAUGGUUGUGAAACAAAGUCAUCUAUACAAGAUAGUUAUUUAAUAAUUGAUUGUGAUCAUUACUGAUGUCCAUGGAGGUAUAAACCACUUUACACACUAUGAACUGUAUAGCUUUGUUAGCUCCCACAUUCUUAUAUAUUAAGACAAAUAAUUAAAUUUAAACAAAUUGCAUGCCAUGUUAGUAAACAAAUUACUGAUCUAACAUUAACUUAUGACGUAAACAAUUAUUUUCAUAAUUUUUGACAAUAAAGAAAACAGCUGAAAUGAUAUAUUGAUGAAAGUAGUACAAAACUGAUGUUCAUGGAGUUCUAAAGGUCAUUUUGUUUAGGUCACAUCAUAUCAUUUGGACCAACACAACCAUGUAUAGCUCAAACAUGCUGUCCUGAACACACAGUUUAACUAUGUGUCCAGGGCUGUGUUUAAUGAGAGAGAAAAGUCAAUGUAAUGAGUCUGUGUGUUGGCUUUACACCUUCAUCAUUAAAACUCUUAGAUUGGAACCGGUGCUUAGCCACUAUAUUUACAUCAAAAAAAAGAAGAAAAAAGGUUAUUCAUUUUAGUGUUCUGUUCGCAAGCCAAGGCUAGUAUUUGAUACUCUAUUUGGGUAAAAAAGAAAGGUGGUCUAAACUACCAUUUUAAAGAGAACAUUUCAAAGUGAUCUUUACCAAUUUAUUUUCAAUGCAUUCCUUUUUCUUCUGUAUAUACUGUUACUGUUCCUGUGAAUGAAAUACUAGACUUUAACAAUCAUACAUUUUAUUAUAUUCUAGUUUAAGACAUUUAAGCAGCUUUUUGGUAAGAUACAUUAUUGGUGACUUUUCUGGGUUUUUUGCUGUUGUUAGAAAGCAUUCCAUGAGACGACUUGGUGGAUUGUUGUUGUAUUUGGUUUACAUGUUGAUUAGUGUGUUUUUGAGAACUGACCUUGCUGUAGAUAAAUGCCUGUGAGUGGGUGUGAUCUGGGAGUGAGCCUCGCGAUCCAGCUACCAUGUGGGCUGUAUGCAUGUCGAGGUCAUCUUGUUGAGAGAUCAUGAUUAAUUUACUCUUUGAAAGCCAUUAACCAUAAUAAAUUACUAUUAUAUCA